AUGUUGAACAGAAUCAAUAAAUCUCGCUCUCAUGCUGAGAAGACUAAACAAAAGAAUUCUCUUCUUUCCUUAGUUCUUCAAAACGCCAUUACCAUGCCUUCUUAUUCCUUCUAUAAGGAUUAUAGUAUUCAGUCUUAUCAAGUCUCUAUCGAGAAUUCCUCUUGCUGUACCAAAUGUGUCCGCCUGGGUCGUUCUUGGUGCGAUGUUCAAGGACUGAGCGCUGCGGAAAUUCGUUAG
This is a messenger RNA of Cryphonectria parasitica EP155, 237 nucleotides long. RefSeq lists its product as uncharacterized. Bases 1 to 237 code for a protein of 78 amino acids. The record is from RefSeq and is a predicted model, not a curated record. NCBI's taxonomy places the organism in Eukaryota, Fungi, Ascomycota, Sordariomycetes, Diaporthales, Cryphonectriaceae. The transcript has a single exon.